This is a messenger RNA of Westerdykella ornata, 625 nucleotides long. RefSeq lists its product as uncharacterized. The record is from RefSeq and is a predicted model, not a curated record. NCBI's taxonomy places the organism in Eukaryota, Fungi, Ascomycota, Dothideomycetes, Pleosporales, Sporormiaceae. The transcript has a single exon. Bases 90 to 419 code for a protein of 109 amino acids.
GAAUGGAAUGCGAACCACCGAUGCUCAUGGGGCGAGGCAUAUAAGCAUGUCCUUUCUGCGGAUCCGCACAGCUCAGCACUUCUGUAGGGAUGCCUGUUCAGCGCUUUUCUUCGCACACCAUGAACGUCGGGGGAUCUUCUGCCGGUCUAUUCUUCCCCCAGGUGGGGAUCCUGUAUCUGCUGGGAGUGGGACGCGUAUAUGGACUCCCUGUCUCGUGCAUCGCGGUUGGGAUCAGGCAUCCAGCUUCGCAAGGCAGAUACAGCUUUACAAAGUCUAGACCCCACUCGGGUAAUGAUUGUCUAGUGAAUGAGGACUGUGAAUUGCUGUGUGGGGUCCGUCCUACGGGUUUAAGAAGCGUCCAGUCUCGCAACCAGCACAAGGCAAGCUUGGUUGACCAGUCUCAGAUCUGGCCUCACUGAGGAACUACUCGACUACUACCUAUAGAUAAGUUACCUCUAAAAGAAUCAGGAUGACUAUCCCUGAUGAGGUAUGCAUUCCUCCUAAAUCACCGCCAUGGUCUGUAUCUAACACGUACAGGUCGAUAUCAUUGUGUGCGGUGGUGGAUCUUGUGGGUAAGCAACGAGAUUAUCCAGCAUUAAAUGAAACAUACCCUAAUCUCUCCUCG